Eleginops maclovinus (Patagonian blennie) is the source of this 2120-nucleotide messenger RNA. It is a transcript of the gene bin3, whose product is annotated as bridging integrator 3. Bases 132 to 893 code for a protein of 253 amino acids. Gene Ontology annotation, molecular function: lipid binding; protein binding. Lineage: Eukaryota; Metazoa; Chordata; Actinopteri; Perciformes; Eleginopidae. Gene Ontology annotation, cellular component: cytoplasm; actin cortical patch. Gene Ontology annotation, biological process: actin cortical patch localization; plasma membrane tubulation; endocytosis. The transcript is spliced from 9 exons. The record is from RefSeq and is a predicted model, not a curated record.
CUUAGAGGAAACAGAAUCGGCUAAGCUCCGUACUUCCUGUUUAAGGCUCGAAUGUUGACUGGUAGAGAGGGAUGAGUAGCUCGGAAGAUAUUAAAACCACCCAAUGAAACCGGAAUAAAAGUUCACUCAAAAUGAGCUGGAUUCCCUUUAAGAUUGGACAACCGAAGAAGCAGAUUGUCUCUAAAACGGUUGAAAGAGACUUCGAGCGAGAAUAUGACAAACUCCAAAAGCUGGAGGAUCAGACGAAAAAGCUUCACAAGGACAUGAAGAAAAGCACUGAGGCUGAUUUAGCCAUGUCCAAAGCAGCGGUGAAGAUCUCUGGAGACCUGCUGAGUAACCCGCUGUGUGAGCAAGACCAGGCCUUCCUGGACUCCAUGACCGCUUUGGAUACGGCCAUGAAAAGGAUGGACUCCUUCAACCAGGAGAAGGUCAACCAGAUCCAGAAGACUGUUAUCGACCCUCUGAAAAAGUACAGUGGCGUUUUUCCCAGCCUCAACAUGGCAGUGAAGCGCCGGGAACAGGCUCUGCAGGACUACAAACGGCUGCAAUCCAAAGUGGAGAAGUACGAAGAGAAGGAGAAAACCGGGCCCGCUAUGGUCAAACUACAUCAGGCCAAAGAGGAGCUGCGACCGGUCAGGGAGGACUUCGAUGUGAAGAACAAGCAGCUGCUGGACGAGAUGCCCAAAUUCUACCACAGCCGCAUCGACUACUUCCAGCCCAGCUUCGAGGCUCUCAUCAGGGCUCAGGUUGUCUACUUCACCGAAAUGUACACGAUCUUCAGCGAUUUAACAGACCAGAUCGACCAGGCAGGGCUGACAGAUGAGCAGAGGGAGAGGGAGACGGACGCCAAGCUCAGCGAGUUGCGAGCUCUGUCCAUUGUCGCCGACGACUGAGGGGAGGAAAGCAUAAAAGACCGGGAAGGGCUCCUUUCAUGCCUCUGUGAAUGGAUUUCACUCUUUUCAGGCUCCUUCGUGCAGUUCAAAUGGACAGCAAUGGCCUUAACCUGAUUAUCAGAUUGUUUCCUUGCGGCCUCAUCACACACACACACCCCCCCCGGUUCCUCUUGCACUACACUCCCAUGUUUCAUCCUCUCUACAGCAGCUGAAAUGCCACAUUAACUAAGCCAUCAGCCAACAUGAUAAGCCAAUAUGUUGGGUUUUUUUUACUACAGGAAUCAAACGCUUCUCGUCAGAGCUAAUUAACAGGUUACGCUUCUUGGUUUCAGAGAUGUCUGGGAGCAUUUGUUUUUUAAGGCAGGAAAUGAGCGAGGGAAUGUUUUUUUUAUUAGUCACAUCUGCAAUGUUACGUUUUUAUUACCCAAGUUUAAAAUGAUCAACACUACUGACUGAAUGUUAUGUAAUGGAGGUUACCGGCAAAAUAUGUAUUGCUGUGUUUCGGCCUUCUCUUAGUUUAUCUCAUGUUGUGUGGGGGCUUUUUAUCGGGGUUUACAGGAUGAUCUUGGGAAUAUCACCUGUGCUUUAUGUGCCUACAUCGGACUGUGGAUGAGACUCGAGUGAGGAGAGGUUGUGCCGGUGCAGCGAGGAGGAGAGGUCGGAAAGCUGCGGAAAGAACGAGUCCAUAACAAAGGCUGGUGCUCCCUCUAGUGGAAAACACCCAUCAUGACACCAGUUAUUUCCUUUAAUUCACACCAUCCUUUGUUUUAUUGUUUGUGGUUCAGUUUUUGUUUGUGCAAAGAACCUCACGCAUUGAUGGUAAACUAAAGAAGUCUCUUCUCCAGAAGACAAUGUUAACAUGUUUUGUAUUCAGACUAAAUCAUUGCACUUCUUUGUUUCCACCGUUACCAGGUUCUGCCUCAGUAUAAUUAACGGGGCUACUUGCAAUGUGACCGAUCAUGUUUUUUUAAGGUGUCGUACCAAGAAGUUGACUAUUUAUUCUAAAGAUAAUUUCAUUGACUGUCUUUGUUUUCUGUUUGUAUUAAUGAAGGUUUUUCUAAAUAAUGAAGUGUAAGCUUUUUUUAAAACAGCUGAGUACUUUAACAUUAGAGUGGGAUUUAAUUUAGCUUUUUAAAAUGUAUUAAUAUGACAAUCUGUUGAAUAACUGUUUAUCAGCCAUCAUCUCAAUGUGUAGUCGAUCAUUAAAUAAAUUAACUGUAAAUCUCA